AUGGAGCCACUUAGUCAUGAGUGUGGCAGCAGUAGAGCCUACACAUUUGCCACUCACCCCAGUGCAGCCAGCAUCCACCUGCCCCUGGAAAGUUCUGACAAGACUCAAGGUGUGUCCUCCCCAGGUUGCCUGAAGGAGGGCCUUACCUCAUCUUCUGUCCUUAGGGCUAAUCUUCAGGACACCCUGGACAGCAUCCAAGAGACCCGGGUCGCGCUCUGGCUUCCGCUGAGCCGCACGAUGUCCUUUAGAGCUGCCUGGAGCUUGGUGCUGAGGAAAGGAGGACUUGGGAUGCGAGGGAUCCACAGCCCAGGAGGCACUGCCCACAGCAAGGAGAAGAUGCCCCCCUACACCAACUACCAUGCCCAGCGCUCCUACCCCAUGCCCGAUGAGCCCUUCUGCACGGAGCUCAGCGCAGAGCAGCAGGCCCUGAAGGAGAAGGAGAAGGGCAGCUGGACGCAGCUGAGCCACGCUGAGAAGGUGGCCCUGUACCGGCUCCAGUUCCAUGAGACCUUCACAGAGAUGAACCGUCGUUCCAACGAAUGGAAGACAGUGAUGGGCUGUGUCUUCUUCUUCUUUGGAUUCACAGGUCUGCUGAUUUGGUGGCAGCGGGUCUAUGUGUUCCCUAAGAAACCCAUCACCCUGACGGAUGAGUGGAAGGCCCAGCAGCUCCAGCGCAUCCUGGACAUGAAGGGCAACCCUGUUCAAGGCCUGGCCUCCCGGUGGGACUAUGAGAGGAAGGAGUGGAAGAAGUGACCCAGCUGCUCACGCUGCAGCUCUGCCCUGGCCCGGAGCCUACGGAGGCCCCUCCCCGCCACUUAACCCCAAUAAAGCUGGCCUGCUCUCA
Balaenoptera ricei (Rice's whale) is the source of this 844-nucleotide messenger RNA. Its product is annotated as cytochrome c oxidase subunit 4 isoform 2, mitochondrial. Gene Ontology annotation, biological process: mitochondrial electron transport, cytochrome c to oxygen. The record is from RefSeq and is a predicted model, not a curated record. The coding region runs from base 1 to 753 and encodes 250 amino acids. Lineage: Eukaryota; Metazoa; Chordata; Mammalia; Artiodactyla; Balaenopteridae. The transcript has 6 exons.